Penicillium waksmanii is the source of this 600-nucleotide messenger RNA. RefSeq lists its product as uncharacterized. The transcript has a single exon. The coding region runs from base 1 to 600 and encodes 199 amino acids. Lineage: Eukaryota; Fungi; Ascomycota; Eurotiomycetes; Eurotiales; Aspergillaceae. The record is from RefSeq and is a predicted model, not a curated record.
AUGCCAAAGUACAGUCCUAUCUCUGCACCACUACGACAAGCAUUGAUUAAAUGCUUUCGAGCAACCACCUGCCUGGUUCGCCCUGAACUACGUCGUCAACUCGUCUUGGUUGGCGGUGCUGCCAGCAUUGCCCAUGACUCGGUUUUCUACACUGAGGACGUGGAUGUUGCGGCCCCGAGCGAUGUCAUCUACGAUAUCUGCAAGGGAGUGAUGGACGGCGCCCUCAACUUUUCUCUCGAGCCCGACGGCAAGAUUGCGUUCGAUGGUAGCCAAGGUAUUCGUGUCCGAGUCGAUAUCAUCGAGAUCGGAGACGCUAUCGAACGAAUCCACGUAAUAGAGCCUUUUUUCGAAGGCUCUGUCGCGUCCAUGUCGGACUUGCUGAGACUGAGGGCCGUGACGGUGGUUGAACGUGGGAGUGAUGGAGAGGCUGAUGACUUUCGAUGGCUACUGGCGGAGGUGGCGAAGGCAGGACAGCUUAUCCCAGGGCUAAGCCAAGAAGAACUGGAAUAUAUGCGUGAAGCCGGGAGGUCAUGUCUGGGAAGAUUGGAUCGUUUGGUAUUAUAUAGUAUUCUAAAGCAAGAGGAUGGAAAAAUCCUCUAG